AUGUCUGCCUCAAUACCAGAGGAAUUGCCCCAGCAACAAAGAUUCAAUCCUGAGCACGAUCCUUUUGCACCUCAUCUUACCAAUGUACCCUCUGCUCUGGAGCGCGCGACUCUCCGUCUUGAGUUCCCGCCGUCCUAUGUCGUCGUAGGCGUCUACCGUCUCGUCACCGACAAGUCGCUCUACGUUCCCAUCUGGAAUAAAUGCAAGCAUGGAAUCAUCAGAGGACUUGCCGUGGGUGUGGGAUGGGCCGUGUUGACCUUUGGUAUGCAACGCAAAUUCGUCAAGCUUUUCCUCAUCAACUCUCCGAGCGUCACUGGUCUGUCACACGACUCAAUUAUGGGCUUCAAGGUGCCCUUUGAUGUCCCAACAUAUGCGACGUUCUUUUUCCUUGCCUCGCAACUGACAUUCAUUCUUACCUUCUUCCUCUCUCGCAACCUCCGCAUCGCGCGCCAACGUGCCUGGGACUUGACUAUCGCCUCUCGUGGCAAGGGUCCCGAUUUCUGGAGUCCGUACGUCGAAGAAUGGGAUGUCCCACCGGUUUUGGACGAUAAUAAGUGGGCCAGAUUGGAGAGUGUCAAGGGAUGGCUGCUGAGCUAUACGGUCAAGCGAGUUAUUCUGUUCCCGCUUCAUGUAGUGCCUUUCGUCGGUAUCUUCAUAUCUGCCUUCUUCAAGUCCAUGGAUACAGCCCGCUAUCUUCACAGACCGUACUUCGAGUCCAAGAAGAUGACGCGUCAUCAGACUGCUCUCUUUAUGGCAGAGCACAAAUGGGAUUACCGCACUUUUGGCUUCGCGGCCGCUUUGCUUGAGACUAUCCCGUUCAUCGGGUUGCUGUUCUCGGUUUCGAAUCGCAUCGGUGCAGCGAUGUGGGCACACGAUCUGGAGAAGCGACAACACUACUACGCGGACGAAAAGGCGAAGAAGGCAAAAUAA
Heterobasidion irregulare TC 32-1 is the source of this 930-nucleotide messenger RNA. RefSeq lists its product as uncharacterized. The transcript has 8 exons. Bases 1 to 930 code for a protein of 309 amino acids. Lineage: Eukaryota; Fungi; Basidiomycota; Agaricomycetes; Russulales; Bondarzewiaceae. The record is from RefSeq and is a predicted model, not a curated record.